Thamnophis elegans (Western terrestrial garter snake) is the source of this 1703-nucleotide messenger RNA. RefSeq names its product leucine zipper and CTNNBIP1 domain containing (gene LZIC). Gene Ontology annotation, cellular component: nucleus; cytosol; beta-catenin destruction complex. The coding region runs from base 166 to 738 and encodes 190 amino acids. Gene Ontology annotation, molecular function: beta-catenin binding. Lineage: Eukaryota; Metazoa; Chordata; Lepidosauria; Squamata; Natricidae. The record is from RefSeq and is a predicted model, not a curated record. The transcript is spliced from 7 exons. Gene Ontology annotation, biological process: negative regulation of Wnt signaling pathway.
ACCGGAAGUGGGGCGGGGAACGGUCCUUUCGGCUAUAAUUUCCCCCCGCCUUGCCCAAAGGGGAGAUGUGAUUGAGGGAGUGGGCGGGGUUCGCCUUCUCAUCCACCCGGGCGAGGCUGGAGAGGAAGGAGUGUGCGUGGAUGUCUCUGUAGCCGGUGACUCAAAAUGGCUUCGAGGGGAACCAUUGAAACCAGCAAGUUGAAGCAGAACUUGGAAGAGCAGCUGGACAGGCUGAUGCAACAGCUGCAGGAUCUGGAGGAGUGCAGAGACGAACUGGAUGUCAGCGAGUAUGAAGAAACCAAGAAGGAAACGCUUGAGCAGCUGAGUGAGUUCAACGACUCCUUGAAAAAAAUUAUCUCCGGCAAUAUGACCUUGGUUGAUGAGCUUGGUGGGAUGCAACUGGCUAUACAAGCAGCCAUCAGCCAGGCUUUUAAAACUCCGGAAGUCAUCAGGAUGUUUGCCAAAAAACAGCCUGGGCAGUUGAGGACAAGAUUGGCUGAGAUGGACAGAGACCUGAUAGUGGGGAAGCUGGGACGAGACCUCUACACUCAGCAAAAGGUGGAAAUCCUCACGGCUCUCCGGAAGCUGGGAGAAAAGUUGACCCCCAGCGAUGAAAUUUUCCUUUCAACGAACGCAGGAAGUGCCCUCAGCCAGUUUGAGAAGGUCUCGACUGAUCUCGGAUCUGGGGAUAAAGUCUUCGCCCUGGCAAGCUUUGAGGUAGAAAAAUCAAAGCAAUGAAGACUCUUUUUUUUUUUUUUUGGAGACUAGACGCAUUGGACUCUUUUUUUAAAAAUCACGUUGUAUUUGUGUGUUUCUUACAAACCUUUUGUAAUAUUUGUUAUUCUAACAGUGAGUUAACCUAAAACAAACAGGUCGCAGCCUUUUCAAAUCGGCAACACGCAUCUUGCAGCUGAAACCAGAGGUACUUUCUAAAAAAAACGAAAAAGCAAAAAAAAAAAUUACGUCCUAAUUUGCUGCUUGUUGUCAAGCUUUUGUGCAGAUCUGAGAGGUUGGCUCCUUCGCCUUCUGUAUCCCAUCAGAUGCCACUCUGACUAGCAAAGUUGUUGCCCGCAAUGAGACAAAGCCUCUCUCUUUUAGCAGCCUUUCCACCUUUUUACAGCCGCGUAUGUUGAACUGCUUGCAGAAAAUUGGUCAUAUUUAUUUUUAUCUUUUAAAAAAUGGGGAGUAGGGGCUGGUGGAACGCAGGCAACAGCCCUUGGUGGAAAUUGUGCCUCUCUCAAAACCUAAGAUUGCCUACAAGCCAGCCGCCUAUUCUUCCAGCCCGUUUGAUGUCCCCGGGUACGGCUGUACAGCAAAGACACAACUACGGGCAAACAAUAGCACCCCUGUAAGGAAUUUUCUGGGCCAGUUUAACUUUGUGCAUCGGAAUGACAGUGAGCACAGUGGGAAGCAGCCAAAAGACGCAAGGCCUCUGGCUUCCCUUGUGUAGCUCGUAGUGUUACAACUAUAAGCUAUUGUUCUUCCUAUACGUUAUAAGGACGGAAUGAAACGGUGUCUUAAAUAGAAAUAAGGGGCGGUCGGGGGCCCUCCCUAUACGAGUGGGCUGUGCCGUUUCCUGAACAGAGAUUUCUGCCUCUCUUAGACCUCUCAAACUCUUGUUUUGGGGCGAAGAGUUUUGCUUGAAUCGUGCAACAUUAUGAAUGUGUUGUAUUUUCAAUGCUGUUUGCCUUGGGAAACAAGUC